CUGACGGUGCGCUUCCGGCACCGGCACUUCCGGUAGCGGUGCGCUGAGUCUGAGCUAAGGUCCUGAGCGGCUCUCGCCGCGUUCCUGCGGGUCCUCGUGGCGGCGCCGCGGGUAAGGCGGAGGCUCCGGGGCCCUGUGUCCCUUUCUUUGGAGCGUGCCCGCAGCCACAGGCCUUCUGGAGCCGCUGCCGGCCCCAACAGUGCGGGAAGUCGUCCUAAUCCGAGCCCCUUCGCCGUCGUUCGGUGGCAGCCUCGGCCCCCUGCCCAGCCCAAGGGACCGGGUCAGAGAAGGAGGCUCUAGGCCAGACGAGGAAGGGGGCCCGGUGGGCUGAUGUGCUCGCUGCUCUCACUGCCCGAGAUCCGGGAUCUCGCCUGGCCAGGUCCCACCCGCAGGGGCGCAGAUCCGUUGUUCCGGCACUGACCUGUUUAUCCUCCACACCCGUUCCACCAGGCUGACAUUUAAUCCAGCAGCAAAUGAGGGGUGUGGAGAGGAUGCCCAAACUUCAGGGUUUUGAAUUUUGGAGCCGCACCCUAGGAGGUGCUCGACAUGUGGUGGCACCCAUGGUGGACCAGAGUGAGCUGGCUUGGAGACUGCUGAGCCGCCGCCAUGGAGCCCAGCUAUGCUACACCCCUAUGCUGCAUGCCCAGGUCUUCGUCAGAGAUGCUAACUACCGGAAGGAGAACCUAUACUGUGAAGUGUGCCCUGAGGACAGGCCUCUCAUUGUGCAGUUCUGUGCCAAUGACCCAGAGGUGUUUGUCCAGGCGGGUCUCCUGGCACAAGAUUACUGUGAUGCCAUCGACCUGAAUUUGGGCUGCCCACAGAUGAUAGCCAAGAGAGGUCACUAUGGCGCCUUUCUGCAGGAGGAGUGGGAUCUGCUUCAGAGAAUGGUUCUGUUGGCUCAUGAGAGACUCUCUGUUCCUGUCACGUGCAAAAUCCGUGUCUUCCCUGAGAUUGACAGGACGGUGAGGUAUGCCCAGAUGCUGGAGAAGGCCGGCUGUCAGCUCCUGACUGUACAUGGGCGCACCAAGGAGCAGAAGGGGCCCAUGGCAGGGACAGCCUCCUGGGAGCACAUCAAGGCAGUCAGGAAGGCCGUGGGAAUCCCUGUGUUUGCAAAUGGGAAUAUCCGGUGCCUGCAGGAUGUGGAGCAGUGUAUCCAGGACACGGGUGUGCAAGGGGUCAUGACUGCAGAGGGCAACCUGCACAAUCCUGCCCUCUUUGAGGGUCGGAGCCCUGCCGUGUGGGAGCUGGCUGAGGAGUACCUGGACAUUGUACAGCAACACCCUUGCCCACUGUCCUACGUCCGGGCCCAUCUGUUCAAGCUGUGGCACCACACGCUGCAGGUUCAUCAGCAGCUUCGAGAGGAGCUGGCCAAAGUGAAGACCUUGGAGGGUGUGGCUGCUGUGAGCCAGGCACUAAAGCUUCUGUGUCAGGAGGACAUGUCCAGGCAGCAAGAAGGAGUGAGGCCACCUGGCAACUUACCUACCUUCCACUGGAUCUGCCAGCCCUACAUCAGGCCUGGGCCCAGGGAAGGGAGCAAGGAGAAUAGUGGUGGCCGCAGUAAGCGGGCUCUGGAGGAGGAAGAGGGCAGCCUAGAUGGCUUGUCCAAGAACAAGCUGAAGAAGCGGCUGAGGAACCCUCACAAGACCUUCGACCCUUCCCUGAAACCUAAAUAUGCAAAGUGUGACCAGUGUGGAAAUCCAAAGGGCAACAGAUGUGUGUUUAACCUGUGCCGUGGCUGCUGUAAGAAGCGAGCAUUCAGAGAGACAGCAGAUUGCCCAGGCCAUGGACUGCUUUUUAAGACCAAAUUAGAGAAGUCUCUGGCCUGGAAAGAGACCCAGCCUGGGCUGCAGGAACCUCAGCAGGGGAGGCCCGGAACACCAGGUGGUUUCUCCGAAGUCAUGGGUAGUGCCCUGGCCUGAGAGCCAGCAAGGGCCCUCUCUACUCCAGACAGCCACUGAAGCCUAGACACUCUUAAGGAAAUGCCUUACUCAGGGAAUCUCCUACUUGACACAGAAGGACAGUUGGUGUCUUCAGGCACCUUGGCUGAACUUGCCCCUUUCCCACAACCUGUUUCCAGGACUGAACAAUAAACCAUUUCAGAGAUUC
Microtus oregoni (creeping vole) is the source of this 2106-nucleotide messenger RNA. Its product is annotated as tRNA-dihydrouridine(16/17) synthase [NAD(P)(+)]-like. NCBI's taxonomy places the organism in Eukaryota, Metazoa, Chordata, Mammalia, Rodentia, Cricetidae. Gene Ontology annotation, biological process: tRNA processing. The transcript has 14 exons. Gene Ontology annotation, molecular function: tRNA dihydrouridine synthase activity; flavin adenine dinucleotide binding. The coding region runs from base 474 to 1919 and encodes 481 amino acids. The record is from RefSeq and is a predicted model, not a curated record.